This is a messenger RNA of Larimichthys crocea (large yellow croaker), 2850 nucleotides long. RefSeq names its product phosphofructokinase, liver a (gene pfkla). Gene Ontology annotation, cellular component: cytoplasm; 6-phosphofructokinase complex; membrane. The record is from RefSeq and is a predicted model, not a curated record. The transcript is spliced from 22 exons. Gene Ontology annotation, biological process: fructose 1,6-bisphosphate metabolic process; canonical glycolysis; fructose 6-phosphate metabolic process. Gene Ontology annotation, molecular function: fructose-6-phosphate binding; 6-phosphofructokinase activity; monosaccharide binding. Lineage: Eukaryota; Metazoa; Chordata; Actinopteri; Sciaenidae. The coding region runs from base 180 to 2522 and encodes 780 amino acids.
CCUCCACCCAGUGGACAGGGGCGGAGUCCAACCUUCAGGAAGAAGCUCCACCACCGCUGCACGGUUACAGAGGUUAUUACCUGCUGCAAAAAGGAGGAAGAGACAUCUGGACGGAUUUUCUUUUUGAUAGUCCACCGACAUUUCUUCAUUUUCGCCCUGUAGACUGAGAGCGGGUCAACAUGUCUUCGAUGGACUUGGAGAAGCUGAAGAUGACGGGAGCAGGUCGGGCCAUGGCAGUGCUGACCAGCGGUGGAGAUGCACAAGGGAUGAACGCUGCUGUCCGAGCUGUGACCAGAAUGGGCAUCUAUGUGGGGGCCAAGGUCUAUCUUAUAAAUGAGGGGUACCAGGGCCUGGUGGAUGGAGGAGACAACAUCAAACUGGCACACUGGCACAGUGUGACGAACAUCAUCCAACAGGGUGGGACUGUGAUAGGUAGCGCCCGAUGCAAGGCCUUCACAACUCGUGAGGGCAGGCUCGCCGCCGCCUUCAACCUGGUGAAGAAAGGCAUCACCAACCUGUGUGUGUGCGGUGGAGACGGCAGCCUCACCGGAGCCAACAUCUUUCGCAAUGAGUGGAGCGGUCUGCUGGCUGAGCUUGUACAGAAAGGUCGGAUCACAGAUACUCUGGCCAAGCAGCAUGACCACCUGAACAUCGUGGGUCUUGUGGGCUCCAUCGACAACGACUUCUGCGGCACUGACAUGACCAUCGGAGCUGACUCUGCGCUGCACCGCAUCAUUGAGAUAGUUGAUGCCAUCAUGACCACCGCACAAAGCCACCAGCGUGCGUUUGUUCUGGAAGUCAUGGGGCGACACUGUGGAUAUCUGGCCUUGGUGUCAGCGCUGGCAUCGGGGGCAGACUGGCUCUUUAUUCCAGAGGCUCCCCCUCAGGAGGGCUGGGAGGAUCGUAUGUGUGCCCGGCUAGAAGGGAGCCGCCUAAAGGGGUCAAGACUCAACAUUAUAAUCAUCGCGGAAGGAGCCAUCGACAGAAAUGGCGAACCCAUCUCCUCAACUUACGUAAAAGAUUUGGUGGUAGAAAGGCUGGGUUAUGAUACCAGAGUGACCGUCCUCGGCCACGUUCAGCGAGGAGGAACUCCCUCUGCGUUUGACAGAAUACUGAGCAGUAAGUUGGGUGUGGAGGCGGUGGUAGCCCUGAUGGAGGCCUCUCCCGACACCCCAGCCUGUGUCAUCGGCCUGUCAGGUAACCACCCUGUUCGUCUGCCUCUAGUGGAGUGUGUGGAGAUGACUAAGUUGGUGCAGAAGGCUAUGAACGAGAAGAGGUUUGACGAGGCUGUCAAACUGCGUGGAGGGAGUUUUGAGAACAACUGGAACAUCUACAAGCUUCUUGCCUUUCAGAAGCCGGCCCAGAUUAAGACCAAUUUCUCCGUGGCUAUUCUGAACGUGGGAGCUCCGGCUGCUGGGAUGAACACAGCGGUGAGGUCUGCUGUGAGGGUAGCGCUCGCUCAUGGACACAAGGUGUACGCUGUCAACGAUGGCUUUCAAGGACUCGCCAGAGGAGAGGUUUUUGAGAUGGAAUGGCACAGUGUGGCAGGGUGGACAGGCCAAGGGGGCUCACUGCUGGGGACAAAGCGAACUCUUCCAAACAAACACAUGGAGAAGAUUGUCGAAACCCUCGCCAAGUAUAACAUCUCAGCUCUGCUUGUGGUUGGAGGGUUUGAGGGGUACGAAGGUGUGCUGCAGCUGUUUGAAGCCCGGAGUCGCUAUGACGAGCUCUGCAUCCCCAUGUGUGUAAUCCCUGCUACCAUCAGCAACAACGUCCCUGGAACUGACUUCAGCCUGGGAGCAGAUACGGCUGUCAAUGCUGCCAUGGAGGGUUGUGACAAGAUCAAGCAGUCUGCCACUGGGACCAAGAGACGAGUGUUUGUGGUGGAGACUAUGGGUGGAUACUGCGGCUAUCUGGCGACCUGUACCGGUAUAGCUGUCGGUGCUGACGCAGCCUACAUCUUUGAAGAUCCCAUCAACAUCCACGACCUGAAGACCAACGUGGAGCAUUUAACUGAAAAGAUGAAGAAGGACAUCCAGCGUGGUCUUGUACUGAGGAAUGAAAAAUGCCAUGAAAACUACACCACAGAUUUCAUCCAUAAGCUGUAUUCGUCAGAAGGGAAAGGCAUCUUUGACUGCAGAGUCAAUGUGUUAGGACACCUUCAGCAGGGAGGAGCACCUUCUCCCUUUGAUAGAAACUUUGGCACUAAGUUGGGUGUGAGGGCUAUCCAGUGGAUCUCAGAGAGAUUGACUGAAAACUUCAGACAAGAACGCGUGUUCGCCAACUCACCAGACACAGCGUGUGUGCUCGGCCUCAACAGGAAGGUCAUCGCAUUCAGGCCGGUCACUGAACUCAAGGAUGUGACUGACUUUGAACACCGGAUGCCAAAGGUCCAGUGGUGGUUUAAACUUCGGCCAUUGCUAAAAAUGUUGGCCAAGUACCAAACCAGCUUCUGUGAAUACGUCCCUGGAGAGAUCGAACAUGUGACUCGGCGCUCCAUCAGUAUCGACUCUGGGUUCUAAAACAGCCUCCUCUGCACUUUUUAACCCUUAUCUGUCCAUCCUCUGUUCAUACUUUAAGAAUGACUCAGUCAGUGUCAUAGCAGCUACAGUAUUAUAAAAGAGCUAAUCAUGUACUUAAAGCAUUCAGAAUUUGCUGAAUAAAUUCUAUAAGUCAGAUUGUAAAUGUUCUAUAAGAUUACACACCAGGAAAAUCUAAGACAAAUACUGAGCCACAAAUUAUCUGAUCAUGAACUUUUAUUAAAAUAAGUGUAUGUAAUGUUGUUUUUGGAGCUCCUUUUAUAAUUUGCACAGAAAUUAAAGAUUAAGCACUCCAGUGUUUCAUAUGAGA